Molecule: messenger RNA, 5171 nt
Organism: Micropterus salmoides (largemouth bass)
Lineage: Eukaryota; Metazoa; Chordata; Actinopteri; Centrarchiformes; Centrarchidae
Gene: st3gal3b
Product: ST3 beta-galactoside alpha-2,3-sialyltransferase 3b
Exons: 13
Coding region: 350-1519 (389 amino acids)
Molecular function (GO): sialyltransferase activity
Source: RefSeq, a predicted model, not a curated record
UGUGCUCAUGUGACGGAGACGAGCUGUGUAGCUGUAGAUCAGUGAACUAGCGCUUCUGGUGAUGAUGAUACGGCUGAUGGAGGGUAUGCGUCUUCACUGGGCCAGUAUUAAAGCGAGCAAAAACUCGUGAGACAGUAGGGAAGCACGCAGUCAGACAGGUCGUCUUGUGCUCACGGAGCUGGGAUACUUCCACGGAUUUCAUUACGAUGGCUUGGAGGGGCGCGAGAACACGGUCGUUUUGUCGACCAAUUCAUUAUUUACCCUAAGGCCAGUGUUGUUUCUGUACAGAGGAUUCAGCGGAAAGGAAAAGGUGAUGACCUGGAUUGUGCCGUGUGAAUGACUGAAUACCAUGAAGCACACACAAAAGCUGCUGUUUAUUGUGUGCUUCAUCCUGGUACUGGGCUUUAUUUACUACGCCUCCUGGAAGCUACAUCUAUACGUAUGGGGUCAGACGCCUCAGAGGAUUGCAGAAGAGACAACUGUAGUCCUGACAGAAGUGAAAAGAAUUACAGAGUUGAAAACAGACAACAACGUGGGACGAAUAGUAGGUACACCAGUGUAUGAUACACAGGGCUUUUCCCUGAAUCUGGACAAAAAACUGCCACCAGAGUUGGCAUACAAGUAUGACAACCUCAGCGAAGAGGAGUGCAAGCCAGGAUAUGCAGCAGCCAAGAUGACCAACAUCUAUCCUAAGUUCAUAAAACCAGCACCCAUGUUUCUUGAUCAGAACUUCAGACGUCUAGGAAAAGUCAACAGUUACUUACCUCCCUUUGGAUUCAGAACGCAAGAAAGAAUCAUAGACAGUAUUUUAACUGCCACAAAAUAUUAUGGACUUGGAAAGGAGCUGGACAGUCUCAGGUGUAAAAGAUGCAUCAUUGUGGGCAACGGGGGCAUCCUCUCCAACAAGUCUCUGGGCUCCCGUAUAGAUGACUAUGAUGUUAUAGUAAGGUUGAAUGAGGCCCCAAUAACUGGUUAUGUCAAAGACGUCGGGACCAAAACCACCAUGAGGAUAACCUACCCAGAGGGAGCUUUCCAGAAGGCUGAACUUUAUGAAAAAAACUCACUGUUUGUUUUUUCUGCUUUCAAACCUCUGGAUUUCAAGUGGCUCAGACAGAUGGUCUUCAAGGAGAAUCUGAGGGGCACACAGGGUUUUUGGAAGCCGGUGGCUCGCAAAUUGCCUCGCGAGCCAAAAGAAAUAAGAAUCCUCAAUCCCUUCUUUAUCCAGGAGGCUGCCUUCCAGUUCAUAGGCCUGCCGUUAAACCAUGGCCUAAUGGGCAAAGGGAACAUUCCAACUUUGGGAACAGUUGCUAUAACGAUGGCACUGCACAACUGUGAUGAGGUGGCAGUGGCUGGUUUUGGCUACGACAUGAGCACACCCUAUGCACCUCUGCACUACUACGAGAAUGUCAAGAUGUCUGCUAUUAAAGAGUCAUGGACACACAACAUAUCCAAGGAGAAGGAGUUCCUCCGCAAGCUGGUGAAGGCCAACGUCAUCACAGACCUGACCCACGGUAUCUGAGUUUACUCCCACCUACAGUCUCCUUCUGCGUUUCCCAAAGGACUACAAAACAGGAAGCUGGGAAACGGAUAGAAAAGAACCCUUAGAUUCCGGGUGGCCUGAACACUGUCGGGGUUUUCAUAUCAAAGGAGAUCUUUUUUUUUUUUUUAAAGAUACAGGAGGUUUUCUGUGGAGAGAUGCACACAUGUGCCUUCAGAACCAAAGAUUCCAGCUGAUCGAAGCAGGGGAUGGGGGGUCAUGGGGAGGACUUAUCAAGAGGCGGUCGGAGGAAAGCUCUUCAGCCCCACGCAUCAAUGCUUACCCCCCACCCCACCGCCCUGUUGACAUACACAUGUCAGGAUUUCGCUGAACUUGCUGGCCAACUUGAUGAAGGGACAUAAAGGAAUAAAGAGAGGACGGUAACAGAACGUGUGCGGGGAUGGGCUGAUUAUUAGCAGUGCCAAAUGUACCUCGUACAGGGGAGCAGUUCUCUCCUUUUGCUGCCUGAAUGUAUUCACUUUACUCAGUGUUAAUAUCAAAGAUUUCUACAUUGCUUUUUAACAAGAUGCAGCAGCCCCCAUCCCCCACCUUCCCUCUGUCCAUUCAUUCACAUCUGUCCAGGGUCCAAAAUGAACACCUGCCAAGUCAGAUAGUAGAUAAAGAGGGUCACCUGCCACUCGGACUGGUAACACUUUUGAGACACUCACAAUCGAGUGUUGUCGUAAUAUAUAGACUUUUGUUUCAAUUUCCUCAGUUUUUUUUCUGUAAGGGAGUUAUAUUAGUGACUAUAAACCAGGUUGUGUUGUUAAGCUGGCUCUACAGAAUGGUUGUGUGUUUCUGAUAUCUGGUGGUCAGUUAUCCCCAUGUAACCAAAGGUCACCAAAUAGAUUAAAACAAACAAGUUUACAGAUAAAUUAUUUAAAUGUUUUCAAUUUUCAGCUUUUUAAUGAUAAUUUUAGUAAUCAGAAUCUCUACACUAAACAGAAUUUUGUUAAGUGUGUGGAUUCGUUGGUCUUAAUUCUUUUUAUUUGGUCUUUUUUUUUUGUUGUUGUUGUGUUUCUGGCAGGUGAGCCCAGAAGUUAAAUUCGGACACCGACCUCUCUCUUCCACCUCUUUGUGUCUUUGUAAAUUCUUCUUCCUCUCGGUUGAUUCACAUCAUGGUAUUGUCUUCACCAUUUCAUCAGCUACAGCAUAGACGUACAGUAACUUGUACUGGGGAAAGAGAGUAGAUUCUGUAUGUCCGAUCUCCUUUUCCAACCACCUGUUGCUGCAGAUGUUCUUGUUCUUCAGUAAAUGGUGAAAUCUCAGAUCGUAGAUGAUAAAUAUAUAUAUAUACACACACACAUAUAUAUAUAUAUAUAUAUAUAUAUAUAUAUAUAUAUAUAGUUUCUUUGGUUGUUUUUAGGUUACUUUUAAUUAUUUAUUUUACAAAGUCCCAGUGUUUUGGUCACAAGCCUACUUUCUGUUCAGUUAAGAGAAAACACAAAAAUUUUGAAUUUGUGUUUCUUUUCAAAAUUCCCCACCAUGUUUUUCUACAGACACUGCAUCAUCUUUUAAGUUUGUGGCAGAAGCAGUGGUGGGAUUGAAGGAUCAAUCUGUUUUUUAAUUGGCUUAAUGUUAAAUGUUGUUUCUGUCCUUAAUGCAGCUUAUGUUAGCACAAUACUGUUGUGCUCUUUUCUACGAUGGACGCAUUCACAGUUUCUUAAAACUGAGAUAUUCUAUGAUGUUAUAAUUGCAAUGCUCAUUGUCAAAUUACAUACAUACAUGCAUACAUAAUAUUACAUGGUCUGAUCAGGCCUUUGCACUUUGCAGAGAUGGUUCUGCCCCAUGCCUCUCAGUAUUUCAGUAUUCUCCCUCAAAAAAUGAUGUGUCAACAUGUCACAUCUGUGUGCUUUUUGUCAUUUUAUCAAAUUAAUGCGAUAAACAGCUUUAUAAUAGUGAUGGUACAUUUAAAUUCUGCUUCACCAAAGCAGGGUUUUGUUGUUUUUACAGUUCAGUGGGGUUUAGAUCUGUUUUCUGUUUAUAAUUCUUCUUUGGGAGUGCAUAUUUACUGUACAUUUUUUUUAUAAAUACACACACACACACACACACACACACACACACACACACACACACACACACACACACACACACACACACACACACACACACACACACACACACACACACACACAGGUUCACUUCCAUCACUCUGUCAGUAAGCUGCUCUUGUUGGAUCUGUCACAUUGCUCCUUUUUUGAUUGGUUUUCACACAGCAGCAUGUCCUACCCAGUCCCCUCAGAGUGGCUCCGCUGGGCUUGAAGGACUGGAGCACUUUUUAGAAACUCUGCCCUUUUUGGGACUUUUUUUCUGAGAGCGAAGAUACAAUGAGCAGCUGACCAUUGCACUAUCAUUAGGCGCUCUUGGUGCCUUACACCUCAUCACCUGGAAACUGUAGCGAGGAGUUUGACAUGGGAAAGUAGCAGCAGCCAAUCGUGUGUGUGUGUGGGGGGGUAUAGUAUAGUGUGUAUGUGUGUAUGCUAACAGUCGAGGAAGUAUUGAAGCCUCCAUACUGGUAGUUUUAGCCCAAACUACAUAUUCACCACAAUUGUAUUUUUUCACAAUUUAAAUUAUUGGCUACUAAACGGCAACAAAUUAAAUGCAAGAAGUGACCAAAAACACUUUGCUUCAUCCAUGGUAGCUAAUCGUUUGUCUUGCAUUGAUGUGCAACAUUCCUAAUCAAUACAGUGGUUUUUGGAAGCUUACUAUUAAAGGGGCACUCCUCCAAUUGCAUACAAAGUUCAGUUUACUCCUCACGAAGAGUACUACUGAGUUGAAUAGUUGUGUAAUGUCUUAUGUGUUACUGGAGGGAGCUUUUGUAAAAAAAAAAAACAAAUAAAUCUGUUUUUGGAGCUUGACCCAUUCUAGAGACUAAAGGUCAGGAUAUCUUUUUUCUUUGCUGCUACGAUUAUGACCGUUCCUUUUUAAAUCUGUCUUUUGAGUGCAGUGCUAAACUGGAGUACCUCUUUAAUAAUAAUAAACUAUAUUUAUGAAGCACUUAAAAAGUUACAGUGCUUUACAUGGUUGAACCAGUGGUCACACACUUCAACAUUAACGCUUGAAAUGCACUAGCAAGGAGAGAUUGUAAGUUGUCCUCGCUGACGGCCGCAGGGCCAUGUCAUAUUAAUGGGACUUGACAAAAAAUGAAGGAGACAGUGAAAGAUUAUGUAUAACAAACAGCUUAGAUUUGGCUAAAUGAAGAUAGCGUACUGAAAUCAUUUGAACCAGCGGCUGCUUGAAGGAUUGUAUGUUUUGGAAAAUGAUCAUUAAUAAAGUAGAAUAUGUGCAAUUUGUAGUCAGCGGGCUAAAAUAAAACCUGCCAAAACACCAGUAUUGUCUUUAAGACUUUGAGACUAAGCAGAUCCUUAGUUUUUCAUUUUUUUUGUGGGGGGGGUUAUUUCAGACUUUUACAAAUGCUGGAAGAGUUUCAAUGAAUUGAUCCAAAUUGCCUCUUUUGCUGUCUUGUUCUCUUAAAGCUGAAUGUAUUCGCUUUCAUCAUCAUAUUUAUAGACCUUUUUUUUUUUCAUUGCACCAUCAUCAAGGGGAAUCUAAAGUGAUCAAAACGGUUACUGUUUCUUUUUUAUAUAUUCUUCUAAAUGGCUUUCUGCAACUCAAUAAAUAUGUUUCUAAUGGA